GGGACAUCUGGUCGCCUGCUGCCCAUGGUGAUCAACACUUGGGACUAUCCUGAAGCAAACACUAAGGCCUGGAGUGUCCUGAACUUGAGUAAAGGCGGCCUGGGGCAAACACUCAAUGCCGUGGUGGAGGGCAUAUCCGAGUGCGAAAGGCUGCAGUGCGGAAAAGCUGUGGGCUAUGGCGGGUGUCCUGACGAGCAGGGAGACACUUCAUUGGACGCUCUGGUCAUGGAUGGCAGAACCAUGGAAAUAGGUGCAGUGGCUGAUCUACGGCGCAUUAGAAGCGCCAUUAAGGUGGCACGGCAUGUGCUGGAGCACACCAAACAUACAUUGCUGGUAGGUGAUGCAGCUGAUGAUUUUGCCAAUGAAAUGGGAUUUCAAAACGAAACGCUGAAUACAUCUGAAUCGAUGGAAUUUUGGAUGAAAUGGAGGGCGAACAACUGUCAGCCAAAUUUCCGAAAAAAUGUCCAUCCCGAUCCGAAGGUAUCCUGCGGGCCGUAUUCGCCCCUAACCUCCUGGAAGGACGAUAUCAGUCGAAGCGAAUAUGAGAUCGGGCCCAAUAACCAUGACACAAUCACUAUGAUCGCAAUCGAUGAGGAAAGUAACAUCCAUGUGGGCGCCUCCACAAAUGGAUUAAAGUAUACGAUUCCAGGACGGGUAGGAGACUCGUCAAUUCCGGGAGGUGGCACCUACGCGGAUAACGAUGUGGGAGCCGCCAUAACCACCGGAGAUGGUGAUAUUAUGAUGCGCUUCCUUCCAUCACUGCUUGCUGUGGAGGCCUUGCGAGCGGGUAGAACGCCGGCGGAGGCAUCUAGACUGGCCUUACGGCGCAUCGGGAAGUACGAAUCCAAAUUCGAUGGCGCAGUUGUGGUCGUGAAUCGUUUGGGUCAGUACGCAGUAACUUGUCAUGGCUUCGAGGGAGAGUUCUCCUAUAUGGUAAGCAGCCCGGCUUUGCCCGAUCGCCCGAUGCGAAAGGAAACCAUCAAGUGUACAAUGAGCAAAGAGGAACUAGAGGCAUCAUCAUUUUAG
Molecule: messenger RNA, 1026 nt
Organism: Drosophila serrata
Lineage: Eukaryota; Metazoa; Arthropoda; Insecta; Diptera; Drosophilidae
Product: putative N(4)-(beta-N-acetylglucosaminyl)-L-asparaginase GD10667
Biological process (GO): protein deglycosylation
Cellular component (GO): cytoplasm; lysosome
Molecular function (GO): N4-(beta-N-acetylglucosaminyl)-L-asparaginase activity
Source: RefSeq, a predicted model, not a curated record